AAGGGAAGGACGGAGAGAAAGUCCCUCCCACGCCCCCCUCCCCCAAGUUUAUGAUGGGGGUCCGGAGGAGCAGCUCCGCUCCGCAGCAACCGCUCGCCUGCUGAAAACUUGCUGCUCCGCCUUUUGGGGUUGCUGAGCUGGAAGAUGCACGCCUAAGAUGGAAACUUCUGCUUCAACUGCUGCUGGGAAAAAAGAAGGGAAAGGUGCAGUUCUGGAGGGGAAUGGCUUUACGGAGACGGGGAAGAAACCCACUCCUUUAGCAGCUGCAGGAGCAGCAGUGGCACAAGGAGUGCCGCAGCACAUUUUUCCGGCCUUCCACGCUCCUUUGCCAAUUGACAUGCGCCACCAGGAAGGACGAUACCAUUACGAACCUCACUCUAUCCACGCUAUCCACGGGCCUCCUCCUCUGAGCGGCAGCCCCGUCAUCUCCGACAUCUCCCUCAUCCGCCUGUCUCCUCACCCCGCCGGGCCCGGCGAGUCGCCCUUCAGCCCGCCGCACCCCUACGUGGCACCCCACAUGGAGCACUACCUCCGCUCCGUCCACGGCAGCCCCACGCUCUCCGUCAUCUCCGCUGCCAGGGGCCUCAGCCCCGCCGACGUGGCCCACGAGCACCUGAAGGAGCGAGGUCUCUUCGGGCUGCCCCCACCACCACCGGGAGCCAACCCCGCCGACUACUACCACCAAAUGACGCUGAUGGCCGGCCACCCGAACCCCUACGGGGACCUCCUGAUGCAGAGCGGGGGAGCAGCCAGCACAGCCCACCUCCACGAUUACCUCAGCCCCGUCGAUGUGUCCCGGUUUUCGAGCCCGCGGGUGACUCCAAGAUUAAGCCGAAAACGAGCCCUGUCUAUCUCCCCGCUGUCUGAUGCCAGCAUUGAUCUCCAGACGAUGAUCAGGACCUCCCCAAACUCUCUCGUGGCGUAUAUCAACAACUCCAGGAGCAGUUCAGCGGCGAGUGGCUCCUACGGCCAUUUAUCUGCCGGGACAAUCAGCCCAGCGUUCAGCUUCCCCCACCCCAUUAACCCCGUGACGUACCAGCAGAUCCUGACCCAGCAGAGAGGCCUGAGCUCAGCCUUUGGACACACUCCUCCCCUGAUCCAGCCAUCCCCGACCUUCCCCCCACGGCAGCACAUGGCGGUCAUCUCCGUCAACCCGCCGCCGGCGCAGAUCAGCAGCAACAGCAACUGUGUCUCUGACUCCAGCCAGAGCAAGCAGAGCAGCGAGUCGGCCGUGAGCAGCACAGUCAAUCCAGUAAUUAACAAGCGCAGCAAAGUCAAGACUGAAGUCGAGGGCUUGCCCCCAGCGUCCCCAACCACACAGGAGCAUCUGACAGACCUGAAAGAAGAUCUAGAUAAGGAUGAAUGUAAACAGGAGCCUGAGGUUAUUUAUGAGACGAACUGUCACUGGGAAGGGUGCACAAAGGAAUAUGACACUCAAGAGCAGCUCGUCCAUCAUAUCAACAAUGAUCACAUCCAUGGGGAGAAGAAGGAGUUUGUCUGCCGCUGGCAGGACUGCACGAGGGAGCAGAAACCCUUCAAGGCUCAGUACAUGUUGGUGGUGCACAUGCGAAGGCACACCGGAGAGAAGCCACACAAGUGCACGUUUGAGGGUUGCUCCAAAGCCUAUUCCCGCCUGGAGAACUUAAAGACACACCUGAGGUCCCAUACUGGAGAAAAACCCUAUGUCUGUGAACACGAAGGCUGCAAUAAAGCCUUUUCCAAUGCCUCGGACAGAGCCAAGCACCAGAACAGGACACAUUCCAAUGAGAAACCCUACGUCUGUAAAAUCCCUGGCUGCACGAAGCGGUACACGGACCCUAGCUCCCUCAGGAAACACGUCAAGACCGUGCACGGGCCUGAUGCCCACGUCACGAAGAAGCAGCGCAAUGAUGUUCACCCGAGGCCACCUCCGCUCAAGGAAAAUGGGGACAAUGAGGCAAGCGCCAAGCAGAGCAGCAAGGUUUCAGAGGAGAGCCCCGAGGCCAACAGCACCACGAGGAGCAUGGAGGAUUGCUUACAAGUCAAAACGAUAAAAACGGAGAAUUCUGUGAUGUGUCAGUCCAGUCCUGGUGGCCAGUCGUCAUGCAGCAGUGAGCCGUCACCCCUUGGCAGCACCAACAACAAUGACAGUGGAGUAGAAAUGAACAUGCACAGCGGCGGAAGUCUGGGAGAUCUGACGGCGUUGGAUGACAACGCUCCUGUUGUGGACUCAACAGUCUCAUCUGGUAAUUCGACAGUCAGCCUGCAGCUAAGGAAACACAUGACGACGAUGCAACGACUUGAACAGCUCAAGAAAGAGAAACUCAAGACAGUUAAGGAUUCCUGCUCAUGGGUGAACCCAGCUCCACAAGCCAGAAACACCAAGCUGCCUCCCAUCUCAGGAAACGGCUCUAUUCUAGAAAAUAGUGGUGGUUCUUCUGCUACGCUGCCUAAUCCCAGGAUAAUGGAGCUGUCUGUCAAUGAGGUUACGAUGCUGAACCAACUCAACGAGCGCCGUGACAGUACGACAAGCACUAUCAGCUCCGCCUACACCGUCAGCCGCAGAUCAUCAGGGAUCUCCCCAUACUUCUCCAGCCGCCGUUCCAGCGAGGCUUCUCAGCUCGGGCACCGUCCCAACAACACGAGCUCUGCUGACUCCUAUGACCCAAUUUCGACGGAUGCGUCCCGUCGGUCAAGCGAGGCAAGCCAGUGCAGUGGGAUGCCGGGUCUGCUGAACCUCACGCCAGCUCAGCACUACAGGCUGAAAGCCAAGUAUGCUGCUGCCACAGGGGGCCCUCCUCCGACUCCCCUGCCGAACAUGGAGAGGAUGACCUUGAAGAACAGGAUCUCACUUAUGGAUGGACCAGACCCCACCUUGCCCUCCAUCCGCCUCCCACCAGGUCCCAGGCGUUGCAGUGAUGGUAACACCUAUGGCUACCCGUCAGCUGCAGCAUUUCCCCACGAGGUGCCGGGCAACUGCACCAGGCGGGCGAGUGACCCGGUGAGGAGACCUGCUGGAGAGCCCCAGGCCCUCCCACGAGUUCACCGCUUCAACAGCACCAACAGCAUGAACCCCUUCCAUCCUCCACAGGACAGGAGGAACUUCAGCCUCCAGAGCUAUGGUCGCUCAGACGGGAGCCUCCCCCGGCACACCUAUUCACCUCGGCCACUGAGCAUCAGCGAAAACAUUGCCAUGGAAGCCAUGUCCGGGGAGGCAGAGGUGCCCGUUGGAGAUGAUGACAUUAUGCUGCCAGAUGAUGUGGUGCAGUACAUCAAAUCCCAGAGCAAUGGGACAGCAGCCGAGAGCACUUCCAUGGGGUACAACAAUGAGAUGGCGAGCUUCCAGGGAAGUGGGAAGCUGCAGCCUCCAGCCUUGCCUGGCCAGCGCAGGAUGGCAGUGGCUGAGGCGAGCAUGAGCCAGUUAGGACCCAUGAUGACAGAGUGUCCCAUGAGUUUUGAUGCUUCCUCAGACAUGAAUAAAAAUAACAUGCCCGUCCAGUGGAACGAAGUCAGCUCGGGUACGGUUGAUAUGAUGUCCAACCAGUCGAAGCAGCAGUUUUCGCAGGGGAACUUAGCGGUCGUCCAGCAGAAGCAGAACUUUGGUCAGUACCAGAACUACAACCAGCAGCAGAUGCAGCUGCCAGAGAACAAUAUGAACGUAACACAGCAGAGCUUUAUGCAAAGAAAUGUGGGCAUGGAUGGGCAGAGGCUGAACUGUAUGCAGCUGCGGCAGCAGCCGAUGAGCCUAGGCCCCGGUAUGAACCCUGAUCUGGGCUUGCACACAGGGUAUAACCAACCUCAUCAGAUGCUGAGCCCCAGUGCAAUCAGUGGCAACCCCAAUCAGAUCUCUCCUUCUUGUAGCAACAUGGCAGCAAAGUCUGGACCCCACCUUCACCCUCAGCAAAUGGACAUGGCGACUGACCCUUCUUUAAUGGUUGGCAGCAACAGUGAGCGCACGAUGAUGGGCCAGGUCAUGCACGAUCCAAGUCAGCAGAACUACUCAUCUCAGCCGACCCACCUGAACUUCCCCAUGGCUCAGGAGGCCUAUCAUCAGCCCGUCAUGACCUCCAACCAGCCCAGCUUUGAGCCUCAGCAGAGCAUGAUGGGCUCAGCCACGCAGGUGUAUCCAUCCGGCAUGGUCCAGCCUCGUCCUCCUCCGGAGCCGAGCCCGGCCAACAGAUCCCGAAGCCUCCGCACCGUCCAGCAGCUGGGCUACAUGAGAACUCCCCACCCGCCAAACACCAUCAGCCCGGGCCAGGAGGCGGCGGAGGCCGCGCAUAAAAGAACCAGCGACAUGUUGCCGGCGCCGGCCCAACAGUGCACAGACGGCACGAGGGACAACAAUUUGAUGUACUAUUAUGGCCAAAUCCACAUGUACGAACAGAACAGCAGCUUCGAUAAUCAGGCGGACUGCCGGGUGAGACAGCAGCAGUGCGCACUGAACGGCAAGCCGCCCGCCCUGCCCUCCCCAGGGGCCAACCAGGUGUCCAGCACGGUGGACUCGCAAGGCCUUGAGCCACCCCAGAUAGAUUUUGACGCCAUCAUGGACGAUGGGGACCAUUCGAGCCUGAUGUCGGGAACCCUGAGCCCCAGCAUCCUGCAGAACCUCUCCCAGAAUUCCUCUCGCCUGACGACUCCACGAAACUCUCUCACACUGCCCACCAUUCCCGCGGGAAUAAGCAAUAUGGCGAUAGGCGACAUGAGCUCCAUGCUAACCACGCUGGCGGAAGAGAGUAAAUUUCUGAACAUGAUGUCAUAACAGUAAAGCACAAGGCCUUAGCGCUAUCCAAGGGGCUGUGUGUGAAGCAGUUUGAUGAAUGUGCUUUUCAAAAAUAAUCUGUUUCAAUAGAGUAGACCUUUUUUUUUUUUUUAAUAAGUAUUAAAUACAUUAAAGGGAUUCAAAAUGAAAAUUUUAAAAAGUUUCUGUACAGAACUAUGUAAACUAUAUCCAGGCAGUUCAGCACCUUGUGGGUGCACUUCUAGUGUUAUUUUUUGGCUUGGUUACCCAGAGCACUGAACAAUAUCACCACCAAGCUAGGAGACUGCAUGAGCGUGGUUAGAGAUGAAACCCUCCCUCCCCGGCAGCCCUGUAAAUACCACUCCCCAUCAUUUUCCGUUAGGUACGUUGGCAAAAAAUUCCAUUUUUGACCCACCCCAGAAAGAAAUGGGAGGAUGCGGUUUUGAUCAGAAUAAAAGCCAUACUAUGUAUUCUGCUCUGAUGAGAGUAGGCUUUAGUUACGUCUCCAAACAAGCCCUCUGCCAGCAGUAUUGUUUUAUACCAUAAAUACCUUUGUACCUUGCAAAGAGCGUUGAUUCCAAACGGCUUCUCAGCAAAGUGCCUUACCCUGCUUUCGUGUUAAGUAGCCAAGGCCUCUCUUCCUUUAAAAAUCAAAUAUAGUGUAUUGCCAGAAGCGUAUAUAAAAUGUACAUUUAUAAAAACAUAGUGGUGUUUCUGAGAAAACAUUGGAAAGACACAUUGAUGAGACACAUAAAAGGUGAAUGCACACUUUGAUCAGAUGUGUUUACAACGUGGUUUAUAUCAUGUGCAGAGUGGAGCAGAGGCCUGGGAACAGCAAUCACUGGGAAAUAAUCCCCCGUGGCAGGAAGGCUCCGGCGUGCAGACUGACACACGCGCAUAACUUUGCGCCCUCUGAGCGCAGCGACUUUCUGCAGGAGCAUCUUUCAUGUCAGGUUUCUGAAGCUCACAUUACCAUAUCCCCGUGCGGCUUUGCAGCGCCUUCUCUUUCUGUUGGGUUUUCCACGCUAAGGUGCUCACAUUCAAAAAGUGGUGAUGAUGGAGAGGGUCUUAUGAACCUUCCAGCCCAGUCUGCUCUGUGGCAGCAUUGUGGGAGCUGGUUUGUCUGUCCAGGGUUCAUCUGUGUCAUAAGCGUGAGCUAAUACACCCUGCCAGCAGGCUUGUUGGCAUGUACCCAGCACUGCAUUAACAUGUCCCACAGCUUUGGCCAGCAUGAAAAGAGCUGCUGUAUCCAAAAAACAUACCAGGGACAACCCAGGGCGUCAGCUUGGCUGGUGCUUUGUGCUACUCUUUGUACCCAGCCUUGUGCAAUUCAGUGCUGCACCUGCAGCCUACAGCAUAGGCAAAUAACUGGAUAGUCUCAAAGCAGGUAUUUGAGUCAAAAUAGUAGCUCAGUCAGUGAGAAUCUCUUGGAAACAUCCUUGGGAAGAGAUGGGAGGAGCAGGGCCUCCCGAAGCCAAAUCCUCCACUAAAAUAUCACUGCUUAUAAUAAAAAUUGGCUGUUUCCACACCAGUCCCACCUGGCACUUAAGUCAAUCUUUGUUGCAUUAUUUAUUUUUACUGUCGUUAGACAAAAGGAUAAAAGUGGUGGGGUGCAUGCACUUGGGCAGGAGGCCUUGCUUAAUUUCUGAUUGCGUUGGAUAAGGACAGCUCUCCUCAUCCUGUUCCCAUAGCACCAUAUACUUUGUACCCAGUAUGUCGAACAGCAAGGGACAAAUGUGACUUCCCCCCAAGUUCUCAUAGUUUGACCGGACAAGCAUCUGCAGAGCUUCACUCUCUCCUUCCCAUCUGCCCUCUGCCCCUCAUAUCGAUGUGAUGUUCUCAUCUGUGUCCAACUCCGACCCCUGCAUGGGAUACGGGUGGCUCUAUAAGGAGCUUUCUGGUAUCCCUGCCUUCCUUUUGCACAAACAGAUGUCAGGCUCUCUGUUCCCAGCAUGACUGAAACUAGCAUGAAAAUGCCACAUGUUACCUUCAGGCAAACUUUGUGAUCUCAGAUACACCAGCAGCCGUGCUUGGCCGUGGUGGGUUGGGACAGUCCUGCUGCCAGGUAGCCCUGGGUACGGCCGGUGCAGGCAGGAGCUGCUCAGCAUCCUGUGGUCUCACCCGUCCUCAUCCCAAAUGCAGAGGGUGUGCACAGGACACUCUUCACCCCUUGAGGCCCCCAUGGCUCCUGCUGAUGUCCAGGGUGCAUGAGGACAGGAAAGCAAAGCAAGGUGCCUGGCUGUUUAUUUGUGUCUCCUGUGAAAGUUGUGUUGAAAGGGAUUGUUUUAUAGUCCGCUGUAUAUAUUCUCCUGCAGUUACUGACCUUGCCCUUGCCUUUGCAUUUACGAAAAGAGGGCAGUACAUAUUUUAGGACAUUGUAUGUUGUCCUUGGAUGCUUGGAGUACAACUGGGCAUCCCUUGUGCAGAGAUGGAUCAGGCUUUUGUGUGUCCUUCAACUGCUAACCUGUUUUUUUCAACAGCUGCAUAGGGCAACAAUGGCUACUGAGUCCCUCUUCACAGAUAUCUCGUUAGCAAAAGAUCAAAUACAAAAGCAAAACCAAAUCUCCAAUGACUUGAGAUUUCUCAGACUUUCCAGUGGUGGUCUUCCUUCAUUUACUGAAAAAGUAUUAUAAUAACCAUUCCAGCACUGUAUAUAUUAUGUAUAGAAGACAUCAUUACUAAAAGUACUGUAGGUGAAUUGUUCUGUCAAAUUUAUAUCUUAAGAACAUUUUUAGCUGUUUUCUACAUCAUAAGAACGGAGGUAACAUGCUGAACCUGUAUAUAAACCUUUUGUACAUUAAAAAGUAAUUUAUUUCAUAA
Messenger RNA from Calidris pugnax (ruff), 7537 nucleotides. RefSeq names its product GLI family zinc finger 2 (gene GLI2). Gene Ontology annotation, cellular component: nucleus. The record is from RefSeq and is a predicted model, not a curated record. Bases 158 to 4738 code for a protein of 1526 amino acids. NCBI's taxonomy places the organism in Eukaryota, Metazoa, Chordata, Aves, Charadriiformes, Scolopacidae. Gene Ontology annotation, molecular function: RNA polymerase II cis-regulatory region sequence-specific DNA binding; DNA-binding transcription factor activity, RNA polymerase II-specific. Gene Ontology annotation, biological process: smoothened signaling pathway; regulation of transcription by RNA polymerase II. The transcript is spliced from 14 exons.